CCCAAUAGUAAUUCAAUAACAUCAACAAAGAGAGAGAAAUGGGGAAGAAAGGAAAGGAAAAAAUGUUGCAGUAUCCAUCAUUCAUGUUACAGUAUCCAUGCUCUACUCGGAUCAUUCCGACGUCGUUUUUGCUCCCUGCUCAGUGGCCUCAGCCUCACAGCGACGAGCUCCUCCUUGCUAUGGAGGAAUCUGAUUUCGAAGAAAAGUGUAAUGAAAUCAGAAAAAUGAACAGCAACUUAGUUGUAAUUGGGAAGACUAACAUAGAUAAUGAUAAAGAAGACUUUGACAAUGAAGCAGAGGAUGAUGAUGCAGACAAUGGCGAUGAAUCAGAGGGUGAUGACUUUGAGCAGGAAACUGGUUGACAAUGCCUUGUUUGGUUUCUUAUAUCCGUAUGUGUAGUGUAUAUGGUUCUAAAAUUGCUGGAAUUUAUGUAUUGCUUUGAACUUCAAGUGUUUUGUACAGCCAAGGAGAGAUGAUUGGCAUUUCCCUAACAGAAAUGGGAAGAAGCUUCAUGCUUUCUGGCAGAAGAAUCAUAUAUUAUGUUUGAUUAUGUUAUUUGUGUGAUACAAAAUUUCGACUUCUACAUUAAUUUGAAUCUAUUCAUAUGCAGUUCGAUACUAUUUAAUCUGCUGACUGCCAGAAAGCAUGAAGGCGAUUCACGAUUAAAAAUGUAGAGCUUGAAAACACUGAAUAAUGCCUGAUGAACAGCUGAGUUUUAGUGA
Messenger RNA from Solanum lycopersicum (tomato), 722 nucleotides. RefSeq lists its product as uncharacterized. NCBI's taxonomy places the organism in Eukaryota, Viridiplantae, Streptophyta, Magnoliopsida, Solanales, Solanaceae. The record is from RefSeq and is a predicted model, not a curated record. Gene Ontology annotation, biological process: regulation of mitotic cell cycle spindle assembly checkpoint. Gene Ontology annotation, cellular component: anaphase-promoting complex.